Phyllotreta striolata is the source of this 965-nucleotide messenger RNA. The record is from the annotation of a GenBank genome assembly. Lineage: Eukaryota; Metazoa; Arthropoda; Insecta; Coleoptera; Chrysomelidae.
UUGAUUUUGAUUACUUGUAAAUAGAGGUUAUGGUGAUUCAUGUAAAGUAACUUUAAGAUAAUAAAGUUUUAUUUAUACUUUUGCACUCAGAGUUUUUAAAUAAUGUUAAAUAAGUGAUAAAUCGACAGACCGCAGCGAUGAAUAUAAAAAUUACCAAGCUGUUGUUACUCAUUGUUGUAAUAAUUCUGUUAUAUAAGACUUUGCAUUACUUGCAAUCGAAUAACGAAGAAAAAUAUCUAGAAGAGCCAAUUAAUGACAAGAUCAAACUGUCCGUAUAUUACGAGGCGCUGUGUCCUGACUCCAGGUUUUUUAUAGCAUAUCAAUUACUUCCCACAUACAAGAAUUUUCAAGAGUACGUUAAUUUGGAUUUAAUACCCUACGGAAAAGCACAGACGAUAGAAACAGACGGGCAGAUAGAAUUCCAAUGCCAACAUGAUGCAGUCGAAUGUUUCGCAAAUAAAAUCCAUUCUUGCUCGAUAUUCUUGAUAAGUGAUCCGCUUCUUCAGUUGGAAUACAUAUCGUGUAUGAUAAAAGAUAAUACUAUACCAGACGAUGCAGGUGAAAGGUGUGCCAAAGAAUUCGAAGAUAUUAAAUAUAACGCGAUAUCCGAGUGUGCCAAUGGCGCGAAAGGUACGAUAUUGUUGAAGGAGAACGGAGAGAGGACGCAUUCUUUGAAACCAGCGGUUACCUUUAUACCAACUAUAGAAUUAAAUGGUAACCAGAAUUUAGUGUCGCAGGCUUUGAUAUUAAAGGAUUUGAAGAAAGCUCUUUGUUUAACACUCAAAAACAAUCCAUCAGUAUGUACUUAAAGUAUGUAUCCAUGCAUUUCUAGCAUCACUAGUCAAGACUGUAAUUUUUUUGGAUACCUAGGUUUUUGUUAAAUAAAUAACAUUUUCGCAGAUUUAUUUUUGUAUUUAUGUAGCAGCUAUUUGUAUUUUAAUUUUGAAAAAUAAAUUGGAUGUACA